AACCGUUUUGCUCUUUCCACAAUCCCGUCCCAUCUUUCUCAAACUUCUUCUAGCCCGUUGUGGUCUAGACCCGCCGCGCCGACCAGUGAGCGCCAGCGCCGCAGGUUCGCAGGGUCGUGUCUGCUCCGCCCAAAUCUCCGUUGCCGUUCGUUAGCAGGGCUGCUGCCGGCUGGCGGGCAGCCACAUUGGCCGAGAAACCACUGCAGCUGACGGAACCGCAACGCCCAGCUCACGAUGCUUGAUUCGUGAUUCGAGGCCCAAACCACCACCAAGCAAAUCCGCACGGCUCGCGACACUCGUUUUGCUUUUUUUUUCUUUUCCCGCCCGAACCUCCACCUGAAUCGAAGCACUUUCGCGAUAUUGCGAUACCGCAAUCGCUCGAGUCAUUCCCGUCAUCUCGCGUCUCGAACCACGCCACGCUCGUUUAACGUCAUCCCGUUCAAACCCCCGUUUCUCCCGCGACGAGCUUCCACGCGUGUCUCGGCCGACAAUUCCUGUGCGACGAGCCCAUUUCAUUUCCAGCGACGCAGUAGUUACACGGCAUUUCCCUGCCACGCCCGUCAUAACAACCUGGAAGUAAUCGACAGGUGCGCGGCCUGUUAUGGCCUCCCACUGAUGACAGACCGCUUGGGCCAGACCGCGACUCCUUGGGCAACUUGACUGGUCGUCGGUCACCAAGCUUGAUCUCUGCUCCCGGAUCUCGACCGAGGCACGAUGCGAUUACCCUUCAGGCGGCGCCGUGCCGCUCACAGCGACCCCUUAUCCCUAACCUCCCUCGCCGUCUCGCUAUUCUCGCUUGCAGCAUCACCAGCAGCCGCCAUCUCGUUCACCCCUGUGCCCUCGGCGAACCUCGAUCUCUCGCAGCUCGGCCGCGUGGUCCUCGCUGGCGACUUCUCGGGAAUAUCCCUUUACCAGUUCGCGGAGCAGAAUGAGCAGCAAUUCCAAAGCAAUGGCAGCCAACAGCUCCUGGCCCAGAUGCCAAAUGGCCUGUUCGCCCCGAUUGCAAAGACUGAUGCCAGCAUCCGCACAAUGUGCACCUUCAACACCGACCACGGGACGGUAGUUGUUCUGGGCGGUAACUUCACGAGCAUCCGUGCUCCCGGUGCUGACGCGAAGGCCAUGCAAUCUACCGCCGUCGCCCUGUUUGACCCAACCACUGCCGCCAUCACCCCGCUGCCCGGCUUAUCAGGGCAGGUCAAUGCCCUCCUCUGCGACCAAGACAGCAACACGGUCUACGUCGGAGGGAGCUUUGUUGGGGCGAAUUCGACCAAUGCGCUGGCCUGGACGGGUGGACAGAACUGGGUCAACCUACCGUUUGCGGGAUUCAACGGACCCGUCACCUCCAUCGCCAAAGCCUCCAACGGGAACAUCGUCUUCGGCGGCAGCUUCACGGGGUUGGGGAAUGCCAGUGCUCCGAGCACGCCCGACGGUCAGGUCAUCAACCUCUCGACAGCCACCAUUACCAGCGGAUCUUCGAGCACAAGCGCCGGCUUCAGUGAUCCGAGGAACAUCAUCUGCAAGACGAGCGGCGCUGACGGGCCGGGCAAUACCUGGCUGCUGCAGGACAACGCCCCGGGCUUCUGGCAGGCGACGUUUAACCACGGCUUCAGGCCGACGAAGUUGCGCCUGUACAACACGCACCAGGACGGGAGAGGCACGAAGACGUGGCGCUUCACAGCCUUGCCGAUCAACGGCAUCAUGAACUUCACCUACAUCGACCCUGCGACCAACCAGAACGCCAGCUGCACGAACGAAUGCCCCCUAAGCAGCGACAAGACCGUCACGUUCCAGGACUUCCACUUCGUCAACGUCAUCGGCAUGAACGAGUUCCGCAUUGACAUAUCGGCGUUUUAUGGCAGCGGCGGCGGUCUGAACGGGAUUGAGUUGUUCGAAGAUGACAUCUUCUCCUAUGCCGUGAAUGACUUCAACGAGCCGACGUGCGCCGGCAUCCAGUUCCCAUCCACGGCGACCGCGACUGGCCCCUGGACUGUCACGCCAUCCUACUCGAGCACCGCCGAGUAUCUGACCGCCCAGCUGGCUGCGCCGAUCUCGAACACAUCGGCAUCGGUUGUCUUUGAGCCUGACAUCAGAGAGUCGGGACACUACUCGGUCAACCUGUACACCCCUGGCUGUCUCCAGGACAACACUUGCUCCACGCGAGGUCAGAUCAAGCUGACAGGGCAGAUGACGGCCGACCCAACCAAGAGCUCACCGAUCGACGUGAGCCUGUACCAGACCAACAACUUUGACAAGUAUGACCAGAUCUACUUCGGCCUGAUCGACGCGAGCUCGAGCAGCUUCCGUCCCCGGGUGACCAUGACUCCGUUGGCGGGUCAGUCCCUGACAGAGAUGACCUUCGUUGCUCAGCGCGUCGGCUUCACCUUAAUUAACAGCACCGGUGGCUUGAACGGGCUCUACGAAUACGCCCCUGGGGCCGCCGUUAACACCAGCGACUUCACCAAGUCCGCUUUCGACCGCCUGGGAGCCAGCUUCUCGACCGGUUCUGCCGUCAACGCGCUGGCAACGUCGGGAGAUGUGAUGUAUAUUGCAGGAAACUUCACGUCUCGCAGUGCGCGCAACAUCGUCGCCCUGAAGGGCAACGACUCGGACGCUCAGUCUCUCGACGGGGGCCUCAAUGGUCAGGUCCUCUCCCUGUUCUCCAACGGCACCAAUCUGUACGUGGGAGGCGAUUUCAACAACACUCUGGACAAGUCGACCGAUGGGUUGAACCACGUUGCCGUUUACGACACGUCGAAGAACAGCUGGAGUCCGCUCGGCGCCGGGGUCAACGGCAGGGUGCUCCGGGUGGUGGGCAUGACGAUGAACGUGACAGGCUCCAACCCCGAGGUUGUGGUCAGCGUGAACGGCGAUUUCGAUCAGCUGCUGGCUUUUGGUAGCAACUCGGCAGUCGACGUAGACGGAUUUGGCAUCUGGGUGCCCUCCCAGGGGAAUUGGCUGCAGAAUCUGAACCUGGCGGUCGAAUCGGUGGACGGCAUCCUCUCCGCGUCCAUCCUCAACUUCACUGGUGGGCCGUCGCUCUAUGCUGGCUCUCUCUCCUCCUCCACUCUGAGCGCUAGCGGUGCCGCAAUUCUGGGCAGCGGAAGCCUGGGCCGCCUUCCUGUGGAUAUUCAGCCCCCGACCAAUUCCUCGACCUCGACCGGGCUGACGAAGCGUGACGAGACGUUGGCCGAGGGCAACCUCCAGGGGGUUGUCAGUGUCGUCUUCGACGUCAACAAUGGCAGGAACCUCACUAUUCUUGGCGGCCAUUUCACUGCAAAAGCCACCGACGGCUCCACGAUCCACAACAUCCUCCUCCUUGACGGCGCAGACCACGAUCGGGUUACCGGCCUCGGCGACCAGAUCUCGGCUAAUUCAACCUUUGCGGCCCUGGCCGUGGAAGGAGACAUCCUCUUUGCCGGAGGCAAAAUAGCAGGGACCGUGAAUGGCGGCAAUGUGAACGGCCUGGUCACUUACAACCUCGCCAGCAGGACCUUCAACACGCAGCCGCCCGUGCUCUCGGGUGGUAACGGCACGGUCUCGUCCAUCGCCGUACGCACGAGUACCAAGGAUGUCUAUGUGGGCGGGUCGUUUACCUCGGCCGGGUCUCUCGGCUGCCCUGGUGUGUGCUUCUUCAGUACCACGGCCUCGCAAUGGAACCAGCCGGGCCGGAACCUGGAGGGCAACGUCAGCGCUCUGAUGUGGGCUACCGACAGCAUUUUGCUGGCUGGCGGCGAUCUCCGAGUCAACAGCUCAGUCCCGUCCUUCCUCGCGAGGUACGACGCCAGCACCCAGACCUGGGACAAGUAUCCCGGCGCAGACCAACUCCCCGGUCCCGCCACCGUCCUCACCGCCGGCACGAGCGACGGCGCCCAGAUCUGGGCGGCGGGAACCUCGUCCAAGGACGGGUCCACCUACCUCAUGAAGUACGACGGCGCCGCCUGGCAGCAGGCCGGCCAGUCCGUCCUCCAGCCGGGCACCGACAUCCGCGGCCUCCAAGUCUUCUCCCUCACGGCCUCCCACAACAGCUCCGCUCUCGUCAACGAAGACGAGGCCCUUCUCCUCACGGGUUCCAUCGUCCUCCCCAGCUUCGGCCCCGCCGCAGCAGUUCUUUUCGACGGUAACUCAUUCACCCCCUUCGCCCUCGCCACCACCACCACCACCACCACCAACGGCGGCAGCAGCAGCAGCAGCAGCAACCCCGGCAGCAUCGCGAGCGUCUUCGCGGAGCGCAGUAACUACUUCGCCAAGGGCGGCGGCAACAUGCCGCUCGUCUUCGUCGUGCUCAUCGGCCUCGCCAUCGCGCUCGGCCUCAUGCUGCUGCUCGUCCUGGCCGGCCUGCUCCUCGACCGCCUGCGCAAGCGCCGCGAGGGGUACGUGCCCGCGCCGACGUCCAUGUUCGACCGCGGCAGCGGCCUGCAGCGCGUGCCCCCGCGCGAGCUGCUCGGCGAGAUGAACCGCCAGCGCGGCGGCGCGCCGCGCGUCUGAUUUGCGUCUGGCCGUCCGUCCCGGCCGUCGGGAAAGGUGGUUUUUUGCUGCUGGCUGGGCGGCUGGGUGGCUUGGUGUAAUGGUAAUAUGGGGGGUUGGCCCAACAUACGGGUGCCGGGGGGGAAGUGAAGGAGUGGGAGUUAGAGGCUUCUGCGCCGCGCCCCCCCCGAGCGCGAACGCGCGAGCAUCAUCCAUCAUUUGCAUCGGGAGUGGACUGGACUGGACUGGGGGGCUGGCGUUUCAAAUGCUUUGUUCACUUCGCCUGGGCGGGCAUGGUAAAGGGACUACACGGAUGGAG
Messenger RNA from Thermothielavioides terrestris NRRL 8126, 4783 nucleotides. RefSeq lists its product as uncharacterized. Bases 715 to 4485 code for a protein of 1256 amino acids. Gene Ontology annotation, biological process: positive regulation of establishment of bipolar cell polarity regulating cell shape. The transcript has a single exon. Gene Ontology annotation, cellular component: plasma membrane of growing cell tip. Lineage: Eukaryota; Fungi; Ascomycota; Sordariomycetes; Sordariales; Chaetomiaceae. Gene Ontology annotation, molecular function: protein binding. The record is from RefSeq and is a predicted model, not a curated record.